This is a messenger RNA of Syzygium oleosum, 1158 nucleotides long. Its product is annotated as tyrosine-protein phosphatase DSP3-like. Gene Ontology annotation, biological process: protein dephosphorylation. The coding region runs from base 309 to 938 and encodes 209 amino acids. Gene Ontology annotation, cellular component: cytoplasm. Gene Ontology annotation, molecular function: phosphatase activity. Lineage: Eukaryota; Viridiplantae; Streptophyta; Magnoliopsida; Myrtales; Myrtaceae. The record is from RefSeq and is a predicted model, not a curated record. The transcript is spliced from 5 exons.
UCGGAAAAGGAGUCUCUCUCUCUCUCUCUUCGAUCACUCUAUAUAAAACCCGCCAUUAACUCUCCUCGCAAACCCCAUGCACGCAUACCCACCGUCGUCGUCUUCCUCUUCUGCUUCUUCUUCUGUCUCUCUCUUUCUUGAUCGUUCGUAGCAGCAACACCCAUCAACAACUCUCUCUCUCUCUCUCUCUCUCUCUCUCUUCUUGGCAAUUUGGCUUUGUGUCUUGGGUGCGCGAGAGCGUUUUAACGAGGACCCGAGAAGGAGCGAAGAUCUGGUGAUAAGGAAAAGGAGAGCGAGUCCGGAUCGAGAUGUGCUUGGUUCGCGAAGGAGGAGGAGGAGGAGGAGGAGGAGGAGAGGGUGUAAUGGGGCUGAGCCUGAGCCCGCCGACCAAUUUCGCCAUGGUGGAGGAAGGCAUCUACCGAUCUGGCUUCCCUGGUUCCCUCAACUUCCCCUUCCUUCGAUCCCUCCAGCUUCGCUCCAUCGUAUACCUGUGCACUGAGCCCUAUCCGGAGGAGAAUCUCAGCUUCUUGCGCUCCCAAAACAUUCGUCUCUUCCAAUUUGGGAUCGAAGGGAAGACGGAGCCUUUUGUACCCAUUCCUCAGGAAACCAUCAUGGAAGCUCUUAAAGUUCUGAUUGAUGUGAGGAAUCACCCAGUUUUGAUCCACUGCAAGCGUGGAAAGCAUCGGACAGGUUCUCUGGUGGGUUGCCUCAGGAAAUUGCAGAGUUGGUGCUUGUCCUCCGUGUUCGAGGAGUACCAGCACUUUGCCGGCGCGAAAUCCAGGAUCACGGACAUGAGGUUCAUCGAGACGUUUGACGUGACUCAGCUGAGGCAGUGCCUGUACAGCAUAAUCUACCGUUACCAAGGUUAUAGUUCCAACAAGAGGCGGUUGAUGUACGGAGAAGAGAGCGUACAGAAGACUCGAAUAGCUUCGAGUUAGGGAGGGUCUGUAUGCCCAGGCACGGCACAAAGGAAGGCAGAUACCUUUGUCUCUAGGCAGGGCACAACGUUGCAAGGAGUCGUAAAUUGUAUUCGAUUUCCCCCUUUGAAAAUACUUCAGCACAGGCGCUUUUGGAGGUUCACGGCCUUUGCUUUCUUGUUUGGGAGAAUUGAUUUGUUCUUUCCUAGAAUCUAAAGGGAAUUCCAUUGGAUUGACGAAA